GUAUCGAUGACACUGUGUCGAGGCAACAUGGGAUCAAUAACAAAAGAGGGAAAUGACAGUCACUCGUCAAUCAAGCGAUCAACUUUGUUCUUUGUUGUAAUUCAAACAUAACUUUUAAAAUAACAAUCAAUAGAUUUAGUCUUAUCUAGUUUAACCUUUAUGACGUGAAGCAUUGAAUAAGUGGCACGGUCACACAGGCAUUUUUACAUUUUGUAGAUUCUUUUCUAGACCACGUCAAUUCCGAAAAUGUAGCGUCAUUUAACUUUUUAGAUUGAUAUUAGACUACUUAUACUGCGUACGCCUGUCUUGCUAUUAGAGCGAAUUGACAAAAUUUUACUGAAAGUAGUUUGUUUCAAUUUAAAAAGUGGUGUAGAUGUUCAAGAAUAAAUUCUAAUUUAGACUUGGAGAGAGAAUUGUUGCGAUGAAUCGAGGGCGCUUAACUUUGAGUGACUGGUUUGACCGUCACGUGAAAACAUCAACAAUAAUACUUUGUAUUCUGACCUAUCAGGCCUAUGCGACUCCAACGAUCACUCCAUUCAAUCCAAGUGUUGUUCCUUUGCCAGUAGAUGCAGAACAGUUGACUAGUGUCGGCCCCAAGAUUGAAUGCACCCCAGGCACUGCCAACGCAGCUUGUACUUGCUCUGUUACCUCUCUUGUGCCUUUUGAAGUGUUCAAGAUGCCACCCAAUGCAGCGGAUCCAUAUGUGUACUACUACGGCAGCCAGACGCUAGCAGCUGGUACAACUUAUAUUGUAGACGUCCAGUGUAAGGAUAAUAACCAAGGCCAAGCUAAGUCUCAGAUACUGUACGUUGAGGUUCAAGCUAAUAAACCUUUUACAAUCAGGAAUUACCCAUCAGAUUCUGUUAGUGUCGACGCUCAGACUACAGCUGUGGGAGGCGUCGUUUACACAGUGGACUACGACGACCCUGAGAAGCGAGCAAUAACAUCCAGCAUGACGCAGAGUCCAAACCAGGGGCUGUUCAGCAUUGGUGCGGGAGAUGGAAAGAUUCGAGUAGCCACUGACCUCAGGUACGCUACCUCUUCAGCGUACAAACUAAAAGUCACUGCUACGGACGGGUACAACACUAUCAAUGAUUUCGUCGUGACCGUCAAUCUGAAUAACUUGAACCUGCCUCCUUCCAUUGACAACCUUCCUCUCACGUUCACGGUCGACGAGACUGCUCCAAAAGACUUUGAAAUAAUUGACAUGACCGUCACUGACCUAACCAGAUACGUGAACCCAAUGGAGCCAGCGUGUACAUUGACCACGCCAAGUGACAUCACCAAGUUUAAGAUUUCAGGUACAAAAAUUGCUGUUGCCUAUGACAACGCCCUGGAUUACGAAGUGAAAUCCCGCUACACAUUUAAAUGUACACUCCUUGACGGAUACUUGUUUAGUGAUGGCAAUGACGUGUUGACAAUUGUAGUCAAUGACAUCAAUGAACCACCCAAAUGGUCAGCUACGCAGUACUACUGUAAUAUAACAGAGGGAGUGGUAGGUGGGGCAUCCUGCUCACUGGGGGCCAAGCUGACUGACCCAGAGGGAGACAGCUACACAGUGACUGUAAGUGACCCAAAUUUCAGCUACGACAUAGUCACCAACAGUUUACAAUGGGCCCAAAACUACGACCUGGAAAUGACAACAGUUUCUGAAAUCACGACCACUUUGACCGCCACUGACAGCAAAGGCGCCAGCAGCACGGCAUCUGUCCAGAUUCAUGUAUACGACCUUAACGACAACAAGUGUCAGCUGAGCUCUAGCUUGCUGAUUUACUACGUGACAGAGAGUGACGAUGUCAAACAGCUGGGCAGCUACUCCAUGAUAGACGAUGACCUCACCUCACCCAACAACGAUGUUCACCUCGAGGUGGCCGCAGUCAGCCCUGCGUCCACCAGCAAUUUCAUUAACGUCACGCCAACUGGCGAGAUUUUUUAUACAAACCUGUUUACCUACGACCUAAGUGGAACCACGUUCAAGACAUUUGUCCGAUGCGUGGACGGUGGUUCGCCUCAGCUGACAUCCUUCUCCACAGUUCAAGUGGUCUUUACGGCCCAGACUACGACCACCGUAACCACGACAACGUCCACCACCACCAAGAGCACCACCACUACCACAAAGGGCAUGUGGGAUUACACCGAGUUCAAGGUCUUCUUUGGCCUGCUGAUGGGACUCAUUGGACUACUUGUGCUGUUAUUAUUUAUAGCUGUAGCCUAUUACUGUCUGAAAAAUAUAUGUGUACGACCAGUUAAUCCUCCACAACAGCAAGUCCAACAAUACCGUCCUAACCCACAAAGAUCAUUUCCUCCAAGCGAACAUUCAACAUUAACACGAAGUGAUGCCCCUGUAAACACUCGGUGGGAAAACAUUGCUUGGAAGGGAGAUGACGUGCCCGGCUCCCUGCCAAAGGAUCAUCUCUAUCAUUAUCAUUAAGUUCAAUAAUAUUAAAGACAUUUACAAUGGCAUCUAUCUGCAGCUAUAUUUCCAUGGAGGAAAAAGUCCUCGCGUUUUGGUACAUCCAGUGUAAAUAUACAUCAUACAAACGAGUGAUUAAAUUCUUUAGAGUUUUAUUGUAAUGCUACUUCUACUUUAAAGCACUAUGUAAUCAGUUUAUCCAAGCUCUUUUGUAUGUAAAUCAUAGUUUUUAAAAAUGAAGUUUAAUUUAGCAGACUUGACAUUGUUUAGUUUACCCUGAAAAAUCUCCAAUAGGCACAAGUGAACCAAAGAUCUCAGUCAAAUAAAUUCACACAUUUCAAGAAUAGUUCGGCUUCAACGUACACAUGUCUUCUUAUUCAUCAAAAUACAUUCAUCAUAAAAAUAAAUAUUAGACUCACA
This is a messenger RNA of Biomphalaria glabrata, 2833 nucleotides long. RefSeq names its product protocadherin Fat 3-like. Bases 422 to 2431 code for a protein of 669 amino acids. The transcript has 18 exons. The record is from RefSeq and is a predicted model, not a curated record. NCBI's taxonomy places the organism in Eukaryota, Metazoa, Mollusca, Gastropoda, Planorbidae. Gene Ontology annotation, molecular function: calcium ion binding. Gene Ontology annotation, biological process: homophilic cell-cell adhesion. Gene Ontology annotation, cellular component: membrane.